AUGAAGGGAAGCCAGAGUCAUGAGUUCGAGACUGAUGUCCCAGCCUCUGAGCUAUGGGAAGUAUAUGGCACGCUUCGUGUGGGAGAGUUGGUGCCUGAAUUGCUUCCGCACAUCUUCGCAAAGGCUGAGCUCGCCAGUGGAGAUGGUGAUGUCGGCACAAUUUGGCGGCUGACAUUUGCUCCAGGCAUUCCUGGGCUAGAGACCUACACGGAGAAACUUACCAAAGUUGACAAUGAAAACUACAUCAAGGAAGCAGAGUCAAUCGACGGAGACAUUAUGAAGCUCGGGUUCCUCUACUACAUGGUCAGGUGUGAGAUCAUUGGGAAAGGGCUCACGUCUUCGGUGAUAAGAUCAACUAUUGAGUAUGAGAUCGAUGAUGGCCAUCCCGAGCUUGAAGCUAUGGUCAGUACUGCAAUUUUGGCUGCAGUGGCUGAAUCUUUGUCAGGCUAUAUCAAGAUGGAGAAGAUGGCUCACAGUAGUUCUUGAAAUUGCUACCUUGCAGCAAAAUGUAUCUGUACUUU
Messenger RNA from Lolium rigidum, 521 nucleotides. Its product is annotated as norbelladine synthase-like. Gene Ontology annotation, biological process: abscisic acid-activated signaling pathway; defense response. Gene Ontology annotation, cellular component: nucleus; cytoplasm. NCBI's taxonomy places the organism in Eukaryota, Viridiplantae, Streptophyta, Magnoliopsida, Poales, Poaceae. The record is from RefSeq and is a predicted model, not a curated record. Bases 1 to 486 code for a protein of 161 amino acids. Gene Ontology annotation, molecular function: protein phosphatase inhibitor activity; abscisic acid binding; signaling receptor activity. The transcript has 2 exons.